This is a messenger RNA of Musa acuminata subsp. malaccensis (wild Malaysian banana), 879 nucleotides long. Its product is annotated as peptidyl-prolyl cis-trans isomerase CYP18-2. Gene Ontology annotation, biological process: protein folding; protein peptidyl-prolyl isomerization. Gene Ontology annotation, cellular component: catalytic step 2 spliceosome. NCBI's taxonomy places the organism in Eukaryota, Viridiplantae, Streptophyta, Magnoliopsida, Zingiberales, Musaceae. The record is from RefSeq and is a predicted model, not a curated record. Gene Ontology annotation, molecular function: peptidyl-prolyl cis-trans isomerase activity.
AAAGUUCCCAGCGAGGCAUUCGAAAACCCGCCCUCAUCUCUUGCGGUUUCGAGUCUCGCUCCUCGCUCGGCGAUGUGGGGGAGCGCGGACGGCGGCGCUCCGGAGGUCACCUUGGAGACCUCCAUGGGGCCCUUGACCGUCGAGAUGUACUACAAGCACACACCGAAAACUUGCAGGAACUUCGUGGAGCUCUCCAGGAGAGGUUACUACGAUGACGUCAAGUUCCACAGGAUUAUUAAGGAUUUCAUCGUGCAAGGUGGAGAUCCGACGGGGACUGGGAGAGGUGGUGAAUCCAUCUAUGGUCCUAAGUUUGAGGAUGAGAUCAGGCCUGAACUGAAGCAUACAGGAGCGGGCAUACUAUCGAUGGCAAAUGCUGGUCCUAAUACCAAUGGGAGCCAGUUCUUUAUUACUUUAGCACCAUGUCAAUCAUUGGAUGGAAAACACACCAUUUUUGGAAGAGUUUGCAGCGGGAUGGAGGUUAUUAAACGUCUUGGAAGUGUGCAAACUGACAACAAUGAUAGGCCGAUACACGAUGUGAAGAUACUGCGAACAAUAGUCAAGGAUUGAAAUGCUAGUCACAAUUAAAGACCUACUCAGGUACAAAUUUGAUUGUGUGGCAGUACAAGCCAAAAACUUCCACUCUGCUGUUUGAGAAAAGAGCAAGCUAAGAUGUGUAAGAAUCUUGUGUUAGUUGUGUCAAGAAACAAUUAAGUAUGUCGGAUGUUAUGAUUUGGUAACCAUUGGACUUGCAUAUUCUGUUGGAUGGGCUUGAUCUUGCUUUUCAGUAAAACAGGUGUUAGCAAGAACCAGUGGUUUGUCUAUGUUUGUUUUCAUCAGAGAGGAGCGUUACAGGUAAAAACAUUAAAUCCUUUUGAGACU